AUGGUCGUGGCAUCUCUAUCCAUCAUUCCAACCAUCCUCUUCGCCUGCGGUCAUAGCGAAAGAAAGAAGAGGGAGAAGGAGAUGAAGGAGAUGAAGAAGAGGGAGAAGGAGAUGAAGAAGAUGAAGAAGAAGAAGAAGAAGAAAUCUCGCGCCGACGAAAGUGACUACGGUGCAGGCUCUUGGUGCAGUUGCUGUGAUGGCGGGGGAGACGGAGGUGGUGACGGUGGCGGCGGUGGCUGCGGUGGAGGCGGAGGCUGCGGCGGCGGCGGAGGCUGCGGCGGCGGCGGUGGGGCGAGCUAA
This is a messenger RNA of Spirodela intermedia, 300 nucleotides long. Lineage: Eukaryota; Viridiplantae; Streptophyta; Magnoliopsida; Alismatales; Araceae. The record is from the annotation of a GenBank genome assembly.